Messenger RNA from Suillus subaureus, 264 nucleotides. RefSeq lists its product as uncharacterized. The transcript has 3 exons. NCBI's taxonomy places the organism in Eukaryota, Fungi, Basidiomycota, Agaricomycetes, Boletales, Suillaceae. The annotation marks the transcript as partial. The record is from RefSeq and is a predicted model, not a curated record.
AUGGUGGCAGUUCAGGCUGACCAGGCUGCUCCCAAGACUGCUGAUUCCUGCCAAUCCAAAUGGGGUCAUAUAAGAAAAAUGUAUAAAGUAGUUGAUAAAACAAGCAAUGCCUCAGGUUUAUCAUUCAACAUCAAGAAGGGGGCUAACAUUGGUGAUGGAGGUGAGAGUGUGUGGGCAGACUAUGUUUCAGUAUGUAAAAACCCUGAAGCAAAGAGCCUCAAAACAAAAGGAUGGCUGCAUUAUGAGAAACUCCAAGGUAUUAUC